Messenger RNA from Amoebophrya sp. A25, 2301 nucleotides. The record is from the annotation of a GenBank genome assembly. Lineage: Eukaryota; Dinophyceae; Syndiniales; Amoebophryaceae.
CGGGCCGCAUCAUGAUUCUGGAUGGAAGGAGGGCGUGAAUUUUUUCCCUGAAGAAGAAGAUGACAGUUCUACUCGUAGAAGGACUCCCUACUUGCCGCGACACCACGAAAAGAAAAACAUGAUUAAAAAGAACGUAGUUUCUUUGAUUAUGGACUCGCGCGCCCGCCUUGCUGGGUAUGAAGAUGUUGAUCGAGCGGGAGGCGGUGAAGACUCUGGUGGUGGACGAGCUGACGGAGGUGGACGACGAGACGGGGAAAAGAUGUUGACCAAACCUAUUGACACUUGGCAUACGGAUCUGAGCUUUUGUGGCGAAAGUGACGAAUUUACUAUUCGCAUUUUGAACUCUGGUAGAAAUAGAAAUUAUGAUUUUUCAAAGAGCCUGGGGCGCUCGUGGGAUACAGAAAAACUAAGGCUUGAAGAAAUCCAUCUUCGCCAGAAUCUUCGAUCCGUUUCCUAGGGAGAAACGGCCACCAAGAUGCUCUACAAGAUGGAUUUCUUCAAGGUCUAAAAUAUGCUUCGUAUUACCGUCCUGAUCUUUCUUUUAAUUCGCCGUUGUCCCCUGGCAUGCUGGGAUACGUUUUUCAACUGGGAUUCUUAUCCCGUGGCGCGAAAAUCAAUGAAGAGACGAUGCUGGAAAAAUUGCUGCAAGUGGGCACCAUUCGAAACAGCAUCGCAAAAAACCGUUGCUUCUUCACAGACAAAGACUUUGACGUGCUCGAGAAGGAGCUGAGAGCGGUUGUUAAGGCUUGAGGAAAUCCAUCUUCACAAGCAUCUCGGCCUUCCUGUUUGUGCCUGAAAGGAACAAAAUAUGUACCAACGCACGACGGACCAAGAUGCUCACCAAGAAGAUGCAUUUCUGCAAGUUCUAAGAUGGGUAGCGCGAUGUUUUCAGGAGAUCCUUCUAAGGAGGAAGUCACUGCGCUUUUAAAAGUUCAAGCUUAUCUUUCCGCAUUGGCCGUCGUCAGCAAAGAAGUGAAUCAUGGUCCUCCUCUUGAAAAAGAAGAGGAAGACAAAGCGAACCUGGACGACCAUGAGGAUGGAUAUCAUCAGGCCCCUUCUGAACAAGCUCCUUCAUCUGAAGAGGAUGAACAUCAGGAGGUGGAACGCCCACAUGAUCAGCUGUUUCACUGGCUCAAGUCUCAGUGGUGGGAGAAGGCCGCGGAACCAAUGUUCACGGAGAGGAACACUGGGGACCAACUAGCUGAUCCGAACUGGGACGAGAUUCGAGAAUUUGUGCACCACCUCUUUCUCAAACAGGAGCUUCAGUUAAGGAUGUGGGAAAUCCAUCAUCUCCAAAUGAGUCAUCUGAGCGAGAGAAGAAAUAGAAAACAACAAGCAGUAGAACAGAUGAUUCGCCUCCUGGGAUGGAUUUCCUAUAUGAAUGCCACUAAUUCAGGGAAAAAAGGAACCUGGCGCUUCUCUUGCGGAGAAGUCAGCUUGCUUCUGGGCGCGUCUACGGCUGCACGAUGCUUACAAUGUCUGGAUGAACGUUACACCUUUUGAAGAUGAUGUUGAGAGUUCUAAAGACGAAAUUUUCGAAAUAAACAGUACUACUAGUAGUACAGCACCCAGAGCUACGACGGUACGACAUACGGGAAAUAUGGGUCGUAUGGACAAACCAUAUCGCAUCAGCAACCCCUUAUCCGUGAUGAACCCGUUCACAAUGAAGCUAAAGCAAUCCAAAGCGGGUGGCUUUCGGGGAUUAGAUGGGGGUUUUAGUGGAGGCGAGCCCGAGAAUAAAGUUUACACGAGACUUGAGAUGUACUUCGGUGAAGCGGUUUGGUUUAAUACGGUGAUCACUCACCAUGCUGCGGCUCCAGAUGAUAUCGUGGAAAAAGAAUUCUACUCGAAGGUGAAAAGUACACCUCGUUCAGCAUCAUCAUCAUCUCUGAAACGGAAAAGCAUCGAGACUAGGGUGGCUCAAGUCGAAAUCUGUGACGAAGAGAUUCCUCUCGACCAUAACACACGAGAUAUUUUGUGGAAAGAUGUCCAUUAUCUGAAGCAGCUUUGCUGGGGAAAUGAGUGAGUUACUUAGUUACUUCACCAAGUAGAGGUAUUCUGAGACGAUAACAAACAAAAAGAAGGUUGGAAGUAGGUUGCUACAAAAAGAAGCACUCAGGUGUUUCCUUCAGCAAGGUUAGUAGGGUGAUGAAGAAAUAUUUCUAGGGAGGCACUUCGUAGGGCGUUUUUUUGGGUUUUUGGAACAGCAACGCAGCUGCAUUAUGUGCCAAAAUGAUACCUACGUGGAAGAUAGGUCCUUCAUUCAUGCAGCCCUAAAAAAUGCAACACCUCUUGUUAUGC